UCCUGCGGGUGACCGGGAGCCGACGAGAGGGCUUCACGCAAAUAGCGAUAACGAUACAAAGUAAAAGUAACGCCUUUUAAUGGAGCUACUGCCACAGGCAGAAAGGAGCUGCCGCGGGCGUGGGUGUGUGUGAUGGAGUUGAGAGAGUAUCUCUGAGGGGCGGAGACAGCUGAAAUAAGACUUUGCUUUAGUAUUGCCUCGGUUUCAGGCUUCUAGAAGGAAAUCACUACUUGCUCUGGCUUUGUGGUGGAACCUUAGUUCUUCCUUCAGUUUAACUUGGUGGUUAUUUUCUUUCGUAUUUCGGUGAGGUGUGGGGGUGGGGGGAGAAUCCACGCCGCUGGAAGAAGUUCCCAAGCCUGGCUUCCUUUCAGUUUCCCCUCACUGGCUGUGAGAUUUAACUGCUUGUGCUUUAUAACGCAGUGUAGCUGAAGGCCAGAGGCCGAAGCCAGUGGCACCGUGGCCUCCCUCCUCGCCAAGGGCGCGCACGCUUUGGGGCGCCAGAGUGUCAGAGGCGGUGGGAGACUCAGCCAGUCCUAAGUCGCCACACGUCUCUCACGGUGUAAAGGUACAGCUUACAGGGGUGGGGUGAGGACCCCGAGAAGCUGGUGUCCUGGGCUCCCUGCCCCGCCCCGGGAUUUUUCUCCCAGACGCUGGGCCCGCCGUUGCCACCGCCGAGACUUAACAGUUUUAUGACUUUUUCGGACUUAAAUGGAAAUUUCUUGACCAAGGGAACCCAGUUCGCUCUCCCACGCUUCGCGCCGCUGUCAGGCGGAGACCCGGGGCGACUCAUUAACUGCCCGCCGAGGAGCCACUUUGUAGUUUUUAUGCUCUCUCCACCCUCCAUCCCCCGGGCGAGGAAGGAUGUCCAGUUACUCGAGGGCUGGCUACCUGAUGCUGGGAUGGAAAGUCACAGCCCGAAAGCUGGAGUGAGCCGAGGGGAGAUGCCCGCUUCCCGCCUCUCCGGCUUGGGAGUCGUGUCCUGCGGGUCGGCACAGUGAACUGGCAGGGACUCUCCAGCUGUGCGGGGAUCCGAGCGCCACUGCCGGCAGCGUCGCCCCACGCGCCGCGGGAGCGGCUGGUACCUGCAGGGCAGGGCAGGGCCGUUCCCGCUCACACCCCUUGCGCAAGGAUUGCAGGACCUGGCGCGGCAUCGUAGCGGCCGGAGUGAGCAGAGAACUGCGUCUCCAGUUUCUCCUCAGGGCACGAGGCCGACUUACCUUACGGACAGCUCCCAAGCCCCCGAGAGAACGAAACCAAAGUCGCUCCUAGGAGAGGGGCUUCCAAGCCUCUCAGGGGGAGGGGGCGGACGCAGUCUGGGCGUGGGGAAUCGAGUGAGAGAAGAAAGGGGGAGCCUGGAGCUGGGUGUGCGCGCGUGGGAGCGCGCCUCGGAGCGCCCCGCACUCCGCUGGUCCAGCCCUGGGGGCACUGGGGAAGGAGGGAGUGAUAGCUGCGGGAGUAAGAGGGAACGAGAGAAACCCUCUCAAAGUGACGCCCCAAACAGGUUCUGAUUUCGAAUUUGGAGCUAAAGACUGCUAGAAAUUGGGCCUCCUUCGCACACCCCUCUCCGCCCCCACCCCGAAGCCCCGGCAGUGUGCUGGCUGCUUGCUUCCCCGCCCCUAUCUCGGAGGUCGCGGGCCGGCGGGCUCUCCGUCGGCCGCGGCUUCCUCCUCGAAACCCGUCCGCGCGCAUGAGGCCGCUGCCCCCGCCACAGGCACUGGCGCCCCCCUCGCGGUGCCCGUGGUGAUGCCAUGCCCCGCCACCACGCGGGAGGAGAGGAGGGCGGCGCCGCCGGGCUCUGGGUGAAGAGCGGCGCGGCGGCGGCGGCGGCGGCGGGCGGGGGGCGCCUGGGCAGCGGCAUGAAGGAUGUGGAGUCGGGCCGGGGCAGGGUGCUGCUGAACUCAGCCGCCGCCAGGGGCGACGGCCUGCUGCUGCUGGGCACCCGCGCGGCCGCGCUUGGCGGCGGCGGCGGCAGCGGCGGCGGCCUGAAGGAGAGCCGCCGGGGCAAGCAGGGGGCCCGGAUGAGCCUACUGGGGAAGCCGCUCUCCUACACCAGUAGCCAGAGCUGCCGGCGCAACGUCAAGUACCGGCGGGUGCAGAACUAUCUCUACAACGUGCUGGAGAGACCCCGCGGCUGGGCGUUCAUCUACCACGCGUUCGUGUCUGAGUCUCUGCUGGGAGUUGCAAAGAAUUUUCUCCUUGUCUUUGGUUGCUUGAUUUUGUCAGUGUUUUCCACCAUUCCUGAGCACACAAAACUGGCCUCGAGUUGCCUCUUGAUUCUGGAGUUCGUGAUGAUUGUCGUCUUUGGUUUGGAGUUCAUCAUUCGAAUCUGGUCUGCGGGUUGCUGUUGUCGUUAUAGAGGAUGGCAAGGAAGACUGAGAUUUGCCCGAAAACCUUUCUGUGUUAUAGAUACCAUUGUUCUUAUCGCUUCAAUAGCAGUUGUUUCUGCAAAAACUCAGGGUAAUAUUUUUGCCACGUCCGCACUCAGAAGUCUCCGUUUCCUACAGAUCCUCCGCAUGGUGCGCAUGGACCGAAGGGGAGGCACUUGGAAAUUACUAGGUUCAGUGGUUUAUGCUCACAGCAAGGAAUUAAUCACAGCUUGGUACAUAGGAUUUUUGGUUCUUAUAUUUUCAUCUUUCCUUGUCUAUCUUGUGGAAAAGGAUGCCAAUAAAGAGUUUUCUACAUAUGCAGAUGCUCUCUGGUGGGGCACAAUUACAUUGACAACGAUUGGUUAUGGAGACAAAACUCCCCUGACUUGGCUGGGAAGAUUGCUUUCUGCAGGCUUUGCACUCCUUGGCAUUUCUUUCUUUGCACUUCCUGCCGGCAUUCUUGGCUCAGGUUUUGCAUUAAAAGUACAAGAACAGCACCGCCAGAAACACUUCGAGAAAAGAAGGAACCCAGCUGCCAACCUCAUUCAGUGCGUUUGGCGUAGUUACGCAGCUGAUGAGAAGUCUGUUUCCAUUGCCACCUGGAAGCCACACUUGAAGGCCUUGCACACCUGCAGCCCUACCAAGAAAGAACAAGGGGAAGCCUCAAGCAGUAAGUUCUGUAGUAAUAAGCAGAAGCUCUUCAGAAUGUACACCUCACGGAAGCAGAGUCAGAAGCUAAGUUUUAAGGAGCGAGUACGCAUGGCUAGCCCAAGGGGCCAGAGUAUUAAGAGCAGACAAGCGUCCGUAGGUGACAGGAGGUCCCCGAGCACCGACAUCACCGCCGAGGGCAGCCCCACCAAAGUGCAGAAGAGCUGGAGCUUCAACGACCGAACCCGCUUCCGGCCCUCGCUGCGCCUCAAAAGUUCUCAGCCCAAACCGGUGAUAGACGCCGACACGGCGCUUGGCACUGACGAUGUGUACGACGAGAAGGGAUGCCAGUGUGACGUAUCCGUCGAGGACCUCACCCCACCGCUUAAAACUGUCAUUCGAGCUAUCAGGAUUAUGAAAUUUCAUGUUGCAAAACGGAAGUUUAAGGAAACAUUACGCCCCUAUGAUGUAAAAGAUGUCAUUGAACAAUAUUCUGCUGGUCAUCUAGACAUGUUAUGUAGAAUUAAAAGUCUCCAAACACGUGUUGACCAAAUUCUCGGAAAAGGGCAAAUCACAUCAGAUAAGAAGAGCCGGGAGAAAAUAACAGCAGAACACGAGACCCCCGAUGACCUCAGUAUGCUCGGCCGGGUGGUCAAGGUGGAGAAGCAGGUACAGUCCAUCGAGUCCAAGCUGGACUGCCUGCUCGAUAUAUAUCAACAGGUCCUCCGGAAAGGCUCUGCCUCCGCCCUCACUUUGGCCUCAUUCCAGAUCCCACCUUUUGAAUGUGAACAGACAUCUGACUAUCAGAGCCCCGUGGAUAGCAAAGACCUGUCCAGUUCGGCGCAGAACAGCGGCUGCUUAUCCAGAUCAGCGAGCGCCAACAUCUCUCGAGGCCUGCAGUUCAUCCUGACGCCAAAUGAGUUCAGCGCUCAGACUUUCUACGCGCUUAGCCCUACUAUGCACAGCCAAGCAACACAGGUGCCAAUGAGUCAAAGUGACGGCUGCGCAGCGGCGGCCGCCAGCAACCUUGCAAACCAAAUAAGCGUGGCCCCUAAGCCAGCAGCCCCAACAACUUUACAGAUCCCGCCUCCUCUCCCAGCCAUCAAGCAUCUGCCCAGGCCGGAGACCCUGCACCCGAACCCCGCAGGCUUACAGGAAAGCAUUUCCGAUGUCACCACCUGCCUUGUUGCCUCCAAGGAAAAUGUUCAGGUUGCACAGUCAAAUCUGACCAAGGACCGUUCUCUAAGGAAAAGCUUUGACAUGGGGGGAGAGACUCUGUUAUCUGUCCGCCCCGCGGUGCCCAAGGACUUGGGCAAAUCUCUGUCGGUGCAAAACCUGAUCAGGUCGACAGAGGAACUGAAUAUACAGCUUUCUGGGAGUGAUUCAAGUGGCUCCAGAGGCAGCCAAGAUUUUUACCCCAAAUGGAGGGAAUCCAAAUUGUUUAUAACUGAUGAAGAGGUGGGUCCCGAAGAGACUGAGACAGACACGUUCGAUGCCAUGCCACAGCCUGCCAGGGAAACUGCUUUCGCGUCGGACUCUCUAAGGACUGGAAGAUCGCGAUCAUCUCAGAGCAUUUGUAAGGCAGGAGAAAGCACGGAAGCCCUCAGCUUGCCUCAUGUCAAACUGAAAUAAGUUCUCCGUUUUCCUUCUAGCAAAGCAGUUCCUUUAGCCAUACAUAUCGUUGCAUGAACUAUUUUGAAAGCCCUUCUAAAAAGUUGAAAUUGCAAGAAUCAGGAAGAACAUGAAAGGCAGUUUAUAAGCCCGUUAUCUUUUAAUUGCAUGAAAAUGCAUGUUUAGGGAUGGCUGAAAUUCCAAGGUACAUCAACAUUAACCCACUCAUUUAGUAACGUACCUUGCGUUUAAAAUCCUGAGAAACCAAACACUGCUAACGCUAUGGGGUGUGUGAAAAUGUCAAGAUUAGGUCACUUAGAAGAUUUGACUCUUGUGUUUGAAAUUACGGGAGUAAACAACUUCAAAUUUCAGGCAUUUCUGCUUUGUGAUUAAAUACAAAAUACGUUUUCAAAAUUAGGCCAUAAUGUAUAUGUAAACACAAUGGCUACCAUCAACCGCUGCUAACAAGGUAUCGAGUAAAGCAGAACUUGGGAAUCAUAGAAAUGGCUGCCUCUUUCAAGAUAUCUGCCAACCCAUUCCUAUUCAGUCAUUUUAUUAUUGAUGUAAUUUGAAUGUCAAUCUGUGUGCUUUUGGUGAUUCAAUGCUGUGGCAAGCAAUUUUGCACAUCAUUUCCAUGUUGUCCUUUAUGACGAGAAUGUUCUUCAAUUAGAACGCGUGCAAAUAAUGAAAUUCAGGGCCAGUGGGGCAAACAGACUAUCUGACACAUGUGACUUCACGGGAACAUAGUCCACAAUGGCUGAAUCAACUUUAUAUGCGGUCGACUUCUACACACGCGAGUACAAUACUGAUGAGUAGAAGGACCAGGGUUCUGGGGCUGAUCUCUCUGCAAUGGCGUCCCCCCACCCCCCAACCCCGGCUUGCCAGGACUGCCACAGGGAAGGGGGAAGUGUGAGAAACCAUUCCCACUAAACUGGUAAUACAGGCAGGAUCCCCGGGAAUUAGACAUUUGGGUGAGACUGAGAGGAGCACGGCUUAAAAAGAAUCCAGACACAACACCAGGAAGUAGGUGAAGUUAACGAAAAUAGCUUUGCCCUCAGAGGGCAAUGCGAGGGAGGAAAAUCAAACCAAAAUAGAAGAACUUGAUCUUUUUAGAAAAUGAAUAUUGCUAGGGAAUUCAACUACCUAAACAUCCCUUAUUCUUAUAUAUAAACGGAGAAUUUUGCAACGUGUUUAUUUUUACUAUGCCCUGAAUGUUUUUUGCUAUUAACCUAGUACGUUUUGCAUAUGGAAGGCUGUCACUAAACUUCCUUUACUUUUUUAUACUGUAGCGAACGUUUUCUAUGCUCCCCCAAGAAUGUUGCCCCAAACCUCAAAUUAGGGGUUCUGUUUCCUGGUGUGCACAUUCACAGUUAGAAGCCAGGUACCCCCCAAUAGGGUCUGCAGAUCAGAAACACUUACAUCGUAUAGCACAGCCGCAAGGACCCAAGGGAAGCAAAACCAGAGAGGCACUCACCAGAAAGCAAGCCCCGCCCACUGCUUGUUGGAAACCUGUCUAGUGUUCUCAGAACUUCAGCCAAGGUCAUGGCAUUCAAAAGGCAAGGGGGAGCCAGAGAGCCCUUCAGUUCAGUUCCAGUCCAGUCACAGAAGGACUUAGGGAAGGAAGAGGUUUUUUUCCUUGGGACAUAGUGCUCUUCCAAAAAAACCCUUCAGCGGCCAGGAAGACAAAGCAGGGAUAGCAACUGGCUGUCCAAAGGCAGAAGGAGGCCCUGAAAUCCACCCAUCCUCCCCAACUGUCUCCCCCAACUGGUGGUCUCCAAUCCCCAACCCUCCUCCUACCUUUCUUCUCCAUUAACUUCUCAGUUCCCUGCCACUGUUCUGCUCCUGAACUUCGCCAGGCUUUACCCAGCUUCCAUCCCCAAGUAAACCACUUCUCCGCUCUUCCUCAGAUAGGCUUCUCAACCUUUAAAAAUCCUUGUCCCUUUUGAUAAACACUGAAAUUUUAAACGCCUCCUCUUCUCAACCCACCUGGAUUCUAGCACACUUCCCUGGAGUGUAUCAUUCAGCGUCUUCUUGGCUGCUGGAGACACACAGAAGUUAGGGUCUAAAUUUUACACUCCAGUCAAAAAAAAAAAAUGUUAUCAAGCUUUUAAAGCAAUGACUUUCGUUUUGAAGCACAGAAUUUUAGUAAAUUAUGAAAUGCAAUUUUUCACCUACUCUGUUUCCACUCAACCUGAACUUGUGAUACACCCUCCCAAGGAGGUUGUAACACCACACACACAUGCACACGCGCACACACACACAAACACACACAUCAUUCCACUGGCUUAAAGCCAGACACCUGCCACGCACUUGGCAGGCUCUCUCCAAUUAUCAGUUGAGGAAGAGGAGGGAGGCAGCAACUUUCAGGUAGCACUGAUUCCUGGAUAUUCCCUGUCCUGGAUCGAACCCCACUGGCAGCAGGAAUUCUGAAUGUAUUGGGGACCCCUCCUUAGGCCUCCGACACAGUAUAGUUCAUCCAGCAUUGCUGAAGACUGAAGAUUCAGAAACAAACCCCAAAUGCAUCACUGAGGUCUUAAUCAUAGCAAAAUGUGAUAAACCAUGAUGUGAAAAACUUUUAUACAUUGAAGCCAUGACUAUUUUGUGUCUAUCUCUUACUCUAGCACAAAAACUCUUGGAUGUUCAGAGAUAGUUGUACUGUAUGAAAACUGCAGGGUUUUGUCUGUUGUGUUACUCUCUACAGGGUUGAGAGGGGUCUCCCAUUUACACUUAGUGAAGUCCCAUUGGUCAAGGCCAAAUGGUGUCUUGAAGCACAAUUUAGCUGAGCACUGAGCAGCCACGUGCUUUCUCAGUUCAAGUUUGUCUGCCUUCAAUAUGUAGGGCUGAUCAAGCGAAUGCUUACUAGCAAACAUCCCCUUAUAUGAGGUUGACUAAAAAUAUUGCUGUGUCUGGUCUAAAUGUUUGCAUUUUGUUCAAUUAAAUUAAUUAUCUGUGGGUUGCCAGUUUUGUUUUAAGUAAGAGACACUUUAUUGAGUUUUUAAGUCUUUAUCUCCUGUUCAAAGGUGCCUUUCUCACCUCCCAUUGACUCAGUGAUUCUGAAAGUUCACAAUUUGCAGGUGGAACAAGUCUAAUAGAGAGGAGGAAAUCAGGCACAGCGACUAAUUCUCAUGCCCAUUGGCAAAGCAAAACCACAAGAAAGGAUGAAACCUGAGCAACUAAAAUUAAUGGAUCACUUCAUCCAACCCGACUGAGAAAAUGUCAGAAACGUUAACUUAUCUCCCCAGAAGCUGAUAUUUUUUGCCUUAAAUGACAUGGUUGUGUUUUUGCAAGAGAAACUUAAUAUAAUUACGUGCAUUUUAAGUGAGCAGUUCUAAAAGUCAAGUAUGACAAUACAGUUGUCUGUUCCUGAGAACAAAUCAAUCAGGAAUUUCAUACCCAUCUCAAGCUAUCAUUGAAAUGUAAUCUCCUUUGCUCUCUUUUACUGGGCUCAUUUGUUUUAAAGUAAAACAUUAAAAAGAUGUCUACAAA
Messenger RNA from Lutra lutra (Eurasian river otter), 8111 nucleotides. RefSeq names its product potassium voltage-gated channel subfamily Q member 5 (gene KCNQ5). The coding region runs from base 1749 to 4646 and encodes 965 amino acids. Gene Ontology annotation, cellular component: membrane. NCBI's taxonomy places the organism in Eukaryota, Metazoa, Chordata, Mammalia, Carnivora, Mustelidae. Gene Ontology annotation, molecular function: voltage-gated potassium channel activity. The transcript is spliced from 16 exons. Gene Ontology annotation, biological process: transmembrane transport; potassium ion transport. The record is from RefSeq and is a predicted model, not a curated record.